AAAAAACCCGGCAGCGGAUCCCCACCAUCCACGAUCUCGUUUCAGACUCGGCGAUGUGAUGUGACCACACCACACCGGUAGAGGGCAGUAGCUGAAAAAACGGCAUCUUCCACGCUUUCAGCGGCAAGGAAGUUGCAGGGCGUCGUGGAGUGGGAAACUUGCUGGAAGGUCAACGCUGACCACGAAGAGCAGUCUAAGAUAGCGAGCUUGCUAACGCUAACUCCACUAGACAAGGGAAAGUGUCUAGUUACACGAAAACGAAAGCAAACUCUAAACGUCUUAUUUGUCAGAUAGAUAAAUGUGUGAUGAUGGUACUCAAAGAAAUUCCAACAGAAAAUAUCACGCGUCCAUUGGGUCGCAGUGAAGUGAUUGGAUUACUCUUCCGCCUGACCAUAUUCGGUGCUGUCACCUACUUCACGAUAAAGUGGAUGGUGGAUGCUAUCGAUCCCACAAGAAAACAAAAAGUUGAAGCCCAGAAGCAGGCAGAGAAGCUCAUGCGUCAGAUCGGCUUGAAGAACGUGAAGCUCUCUGAAUACGAGAUGAGCAUAGCAGCCCAUCUGGUGGACCCAUUAACUAUGCAGAUUAAGUGGGGUGACAUAGCUGGACUAGAUGAUGUCAUAACUGAGCUUAAAGACACAGUCAUUCUUCCCGUUAAGAAAAGGCAUCUGUUUGAAGGCUCACGACUGCUUCAGCCUCCCAAAGGAGUGCUCCUCUACGGUCCGCCUGGCUGUGGGAAAACUCUGAUAGCCAAGGCCACGGCCAGAGAGGCCGGCUUCCGCUUCAUCAACCUGCAGCCCUCCACCCUGACCGAUAAGUGGUAUGGUGAGUCCCAGAAGCUGGCUGCAGCCGUCUUCUCCCUGGCCAUCAAGCUUCAGCCCUCCAUCAUCUUCAUCGAUGAGAUCGACUCUUUCCUAAGAAGCCGCUCCAGCUCAGAUCACGAGGCCACUGCCAUGAUGAAGGCUCAGUUCAUGAGCUUGUGGGAUGGGCUGGACACAGACAUCGGCUGCCAGGUGAUAAUUAUGGGUGCCACCAACCGCCCUCAGGACUUGGACUCUGCAAUACUGCGCAGAAUGCCUACAAGGUUCCAUAUUAAUCAGCCUAAUAUCAAGCAAAGAGAAGAAAUAUUGAAGCUUAUCUUAGAAAAUGAAAAUGUGGAGUCGGUGGACCUUUGUGAAACUGCGAAAAAGACCGAAGGCUUCUCCGGAAGUGACCUCAAAGAGAUGUGUCGGGACGCAGCCCUACUCUGUGUACGGGACUUUGUGCACAACACGGGUGCUGAUGGAAGUCCACAGGCUGACUACAUUCGACCCAUCCAGCAGCAAGACCUCCAGAGGGCUAUUGACAAGAUGAAAAGGUCAAAAACGGUGCCAAACAUGCUCAUGCAUCCAGCACUGGACUGAGUCUAAUACUCCUGAACAAGGUGAAUUAGUACCCUAAAAAUUUUUUUUUUUUUUUUUUUUUUUUUUUUUUUUAUUACUUUCUUCCUUUUGUCUUUUUUAACACAUCAGUACAAAAACUGGUUCUACAAGGAGAUGCCCCAGUUAUGUGUGCUUUGAAACUGAAUGUGUGAUCACUUCCUCUGAGCUCCUUUUGUGUAAACACUUUAACACUUCCUGGCAUUUAGGCAUUCAGUUCCCCAAGUAUUUGUUACUCCACAAAAUGUCUCGAGUUAUGUGAGAGAUGAUGUUUUAAAAGCAUAUGGAACCCUGACAAGUAAUACGUAUACCAUUAGUUUCUUGUGCUAUAAUUGAAUUUAAAGUAGUAUUUGAAACAUAUCAGGUAAUGUAUAAGUUCCUUUUAUAUUGAAAGGUUCGAUUUCAGUGCAUCCCUGGUUUGGGUUUUUGCUAUUAAAAGGGACUGUACAACCUCUCAUCAUGAACAUACUGAAAUAUGUUUACAGGUACACUGCUUUUUACACCAAAAUAUCAAGUAUGUGUAUAAAUUAGUGUUAUCCAGAGAACUGAGAGCUGUUGUGAUGUGUAAUGUGGUAUUUACUGUAUAUUUAUUUGAAACGGCAAUAAAUAGGGAUAUCAUUAA
This is a messenger RNA of Electrophorus electricus (electric eel), 2037 nucleotides long. It is a transcript of the gene atad1b, whose product is annotated as ATPase family AAA domain containing 1b. The record is from RefSeq and is a predicted model, not a curated record. Gene Ontology annotation, cellular component: mitochondrial outer membrane. Lineage: Eukaryota; Metazoa; Chordata; Actinopteri; Gymnotiformes; Gymnotidae. Gene Ontology annotation, molecular function: ATP binding; ATP hydrolysis activity. Gene Ontology annotation, biological process: extraction of mislocalized protein from mitochondrial outer membrane.